UUCUCCCCAAAAUUGCAACUACUAGAACCCUAGUCCAGUGCGACCCAAAACCCAAGCUCCUCCUCACACCAUUGCAGUUAUUUGCAGCAUCAGCGCAAGCACCACCCAUGGCGAUGGCCUCCACCCUCCCGCUCCUCCUCGUGCACCGCUCCACCCCUCCGACUCCGAGGCCUACCGCGCCGCCGCUCCUCCACUCCCGCCGCCUCACCCUUCCUUCCCGCCUCGCCUCGCUCCCCGCGACAAUCGCAGUCGUCCACCCGCGCAAGGGCGUCCGCCUCUCGAAGCUCCACGCCGCCUCCUGCUGCGAUUCCGCCUCCGCCGCCGGAGUCACCACCGGAGGAGGAGCUGGUGGUGGUGGAGCAAAAGGAGCAAUGGAUUGGCGUCUCCUGUUAGCCUGGUACCUGCUGGCUCUUGAUAAGCAUCCCAUCACCACUAAGGCUGUUACCUCUGCCGUCCUAACCCUGACCGGAGACCUCAUCUGCCAGCUUGCAAUUGAUAAAGUGCCAAAGCUAGAUUUGAAGAGAACGUUUGUAUUCACAUUUUUGGGACUUGUCCUGGUGGGGCCAACAUUGCAUGUCUGGUACUUGUACUUGAGUAAAUUAGUGACGAUCAAUGGUGCAUCAGGUGCAAUUGCUCGCCUCUUACUUGAUCAGUUCAUUUUCUCUCCCAUUUUCAUUGGAGUGUUUAUGAGUUUACUCGUCACCUUGGAGGGAAAGCCUUCUCUUGUAGUUCCAAAGCUCAAGCAGGAGUGGUUAUCAUCAGUGAUUGCGAAUUGGCAAUUGUGGAUACCCUUUCAGUUCUUGAAUUUUUACUUUGUCCCACAAAAAUUUCAGGUUCUUGCUGCUAAUUUUGUAGCCCUUGCGUGGAACGUGAUUCUAUCAUUUAAAGCUCACAAAGAAGUUACUGUGAAAUAGGUUUAGGCAGAUUCGGAUAUAUAGUUGGCGACACGGAGAAGUACGCAGUGGCUUGUCGCAGCUGCAGUUUGCUAACGAAUGAGCUCCACGUCCAUGCCCGGCGAGCAUAGCUCUCUUUUGUGCCCCUAACAGUUGAGGUGUAGAAAUUCUUUGGUAGUGAAAUAUCUAGGGCGUGUUCCUUACUGGUAUUGCUGUACUGAAGGCGGCAAAGUAAGUAACCAUAUCACCGUGAUGGCAUGCCUGAGCCUGCAAACGCAUGGUGUUGAGAUCUUGUACAUUGUUAUAUGUAGUAGGUCAAGUGAGUAGGUUCAAACUGUCAUUAUCUGAAGCAGUGGUGUACUGUUUCAUCCUGCCAACGCGGUGUGAUCAGUGGUUGUGUGCGCCAGCUGACUCUGUUUAUCUGUCUGGCAAACACAGUCGGUGCCUGUUUUCUCUUGGGCUUGCAUCCUUCCUGUCUCCGUUGUGUAAGCAAGGGUUGCUGUUGAUCCAGCUGACCCGACAGUGAUGUGUUUAGCAUGAACAACACAGUUCUGCCUUCUAUUUUUCUAAAGAUGUUGCAGCGAUGUGUAACAAUGUUCA
Oryza sativa Japonica Group (Japanese rice) is the source of this 1493-nucleotide messenger RNA. Its product is annotated as protein SYM1. The record is from RefSeq and is a predicted model, not a curated record. Gene Ontology annotation, cellular component: membrane; cytoplasm. NCBI's taxonomy places the organism in Eukaryota, Viridiplantae, Streptophyta, Magnoliopsida, Poales, Poaceae.